AUGGGAAAGGUCACCAAAUGGAUUGUGACGUUGCUGUUGAUCUGUUUUUUCACAAGCAAUUUGGCAUUGGGGAAUAGCGAAAAGGAAGAUCGUAAGUCUUCAAUCUUGCAUGUACCUAGCCUGCAGUGCAGGCGUAUUUUGGGCGGGCGAAACCUUGUUCGUGUUCGUAAUAUUGUUGUAGCCGCCAUCUUUGAUUUUAUGACAGUGGAAGAUUGGGGAGAGUAUCACAUGGCGCUUUCGCGAGCAAAUUGCGCGCUCAAAGAAAACGCCUGCACUGCAGGCUAGCAUGUACUACACUGUUCUUUAAUGUGCUUAUGACUUCUAACGCAAAAGAUAAAAGUAGAAACCUGGUCCCAGUUGUUCAAAAGCUGGAUAGCCAUAUCCAUCGGAUAAAUCUCUAUCCAGUAGAUAAGUAUUAGAGAAACCAAUUGCACUAUCCAGUGGAUAGUGAUUUCUCCGGUGGAUAGCGCUAUCCACCUUUUGAACAACUAGGGCCUGAACAUCAUGCGCAUUCUGAUAAGAGGCAAUAAAAAUUUAAAAAAGAAGUUUUUGUGUAAUACGAAAUUAAGUGUCUAAUUUUCGCAAAAGUUGAAACUACUGAACUGAAAAUUCUGUCCUUUUAGUUUGGAAAUUUCCGUGAAAAGGUGAUCACGUACCCCUCCCUUCUCGUUUAGGACAAAAUUGUGCCUUAGAGAGGCGUAGGUGCUAGGUUACCGAGAUCCAGAGGGCCUUUUAUUCAUUGAGAUAUAUAAUUGAGAAGAGGAUGAAAACGUCGCCUAAUCCUUUACAGAUAUUUCCUGGGACUCGGCCAAUAAAAACUGCAGAGUGAUGCAGAUAGACGUGCAAAAAUUGCUUACAAAGAAUGAAAAUGAUAUAAAGAAAGGUGGAGCAGCUGCAGCUAAGGCCAAGCGAGUAAAAGAUAUAAUUCAUGGAUUGAAGUAUGUAACUGACCAGAAAUGUAAAGGUAAGUUUUUACGACAUUUUGCGAAUCUAAGGGAGGGGCCUAGAGGGCCCAGGGGGGGCCGGGGUACCCGAUGGGGUUGGGAGACCGGGGGGGCAUGGAGAGCCGGGGGGUGAGCCUCACCUUAUUUUAAGACCAAUUUAGAGUUAGCAGGAACGGGAAAAAUAAUUUUCGAGGCUACGCCCUCAACAACGGUUCUUGUCAGUGUGAACAGAAUUCCUAUCUGCUAUGACUUUCGUAACGGCGCGAAAGCAUCAUUCCGGUAUGGUGUAAACUUAGCCUAACAGAUUUUUUCAUGUGGCCGGCGAUGGUUUAAAAAUCAUUCGAAGUUGUUGUUCAUAGUUUAUAGAAUAAAGAGAGACACAGUUUUGUUAACAGGAAAAAAGAUCGAUAUGUUGAGUUUACAUGAAAUGUCUUUUUGACCAGCAACGCCUCAUACUUAAGCUACAGUAAAAAGGGCAACAAUAAACGUGAAACACGUUUGCAUCACUGCGGCAAAACGAAUUGAAUAGCGAUGUUUCGCGUUUUACCACCCACCUUCGAACAAAUAAGAUUGCAAGAUUUUUUCGUCGGUGGUAAAACGCCCAACAUUGCUAUUCAACUUGAUUUGCAGCAAUUAGUGUUGCAAAACAAUUUGCACGUUUGUUGUCGCCCGUUAUACCGUACCUCUGAAUAAUCAAUGCAUCAAAAAAAUGUUAGGAAGCUCCAAUUUAAGGUGCUUGUUCGCUAGCAACACAUGUAACUUUGAGAAGCACUCGUCAUGAUUUCUUAGGUAUAAAUGAAUGCUCCACCAAGAAGCAUGACUGUGAUAAAAAUGCUGUCUGCAAGGAUACUGACUUGGCCUUCUCUUGCACCUGUAAACCAGGAUAUAAAGGAGAUGGACUGAAGUGUAUAGGUUAGACUACAGUACUUUACUCCAUUCACGUAUUGCCAGUGACGUAACUUAAGUCUUGAAGGGUUCAGUCGGUUUUGUUUUAACUGAUCAGAAUUUUGUUUCUUCUGAAUAGAAGGCUAGAUUAAAGGGAUUAAGCUUUACGGAAAAUAAGCUAGCUAGAAGUUUCUUCGGUUUGUUAAUAAAGAAAUUAAGAUUCACGUUCGUGGCAAACGGCAAACGUCAGAUUCAAGCUGAGAAUUUCUCAGAAUAGGAAAUUAAUAAGCAGAUAAAAACUGCCCAGAACAAUUCUUAUGGAUAACACUGGCGUGAAACGACUUACUUCUGUGUAGAAGUAAUAAACAGCAAACGACAAUUAAGGGGAAAACUUGGUCACGUGGUAAAAAUUCACGUUUUCCGUUUGAAGUAAACGUGAAUGUUAAUCUCUCUAAUAUUUCGUUUGUCCCUCACAGCUGAUGCAAGCAUUUUGAAGGGAUAUCCAUACAAGCCAGCUGAAUAUCGUGAGUUAAAGAUAUAUGACUACCUUAGGAAGGGCAAUUUACUUAUACUAUUACAUUAAAUAUAAAUGAGAUCAUGAUAUCAUAAAUUUUUGAAAGGACAAAAACUUGCAAGGAAACGCCUUUGAAAACGGUAAACGCCAGGAACCGUGAAGUUUUAAUUUGAAAAGCGUGCAAGAUUUAAGCUGAGAAGUGUGCAAGUUUUUGACCUGAUCAGAAGUAAGUCAAAAUUUUUAAUCAGUAUGGNUGAAGUAAACGUGAAUGUUAAUCUCUCUAAUAUUUCGUUUGUCCCUCACAGCUGAUGCAAGCAUUUUGAAGGGAUAUCCAUACAAGCCAGCUGAAUAUCGUGAGUUAAAGAUAUAUGACUACCUUAGGAAGUGCAAUUUACUUAUACUAUUACAUUAAAUAUAAAUGAGAUCAUGAUAUCAUAAAUUUUUGAAAGGACAAAAACUUGCACGGAAACGCCUUUGAAAACGGUAAACGCCAGGAACCGUGAAGUUUUAAUUUGAAAAGCGUGCAAGAUUUAACCUGAGAAGUGUGCAAGUUUUUGACCUGAUCAGAAGUAAGUCAAAAUUUUUAAUCAGUAUGGUCCACUUUUACGCGGACUUGUUUACCCCCCUCCCCCCGUGCCAGUUUUUGCAUUGUUUGCUCGGUAAAAGCCUAGAGGAAAAAUUUGUACGCGGGCUCGUGUCAAGACGUUUACAUACCCCAAGAUCACGUUUGAGAAUUGUUGCUGUGAUUGUUUGGCUCGAGAGGGAGCUAGAAUGAAAGUUUUACCUUUGUAGUUGGAUUUUUUUUUGGGGGGGGGGGGAAGAUUUUAACCUAAAAUUUUUGGUUUCGUUCAGCGGGCUGUCCAGAUCGCGAGUGUUUGGCCUUUCCUCUCCUUACUAGUGGAAACUCGGGAGAAAGGAAAUCGCCUAAAUCGCAUAACCACACAAGAAGCAAGAACACACUAAGUAAAUGAGGUAAAGCGUUUUUUACUGAAAAUUUCUGCGAUGGAAUAUUUAUCUUUUUUAAUCUAUUGCCUGAUUCCCGAUACAAAUCCUUUAUAUUUACGGCCAUUUUGAGGAUUACACAAUUAUGAUACCACACGUAUUAAUGAUUAAACACUCCUCCUAGGUUGACUGUGCAAGGUUUACCAUUUCUGUAUUUAUUGACAGCCGAGCCUGCAAAGUGCGAGUCCGACGAGGAUUGUUUCAAAGGAAGAGCUAGAUGCAUUCGAAAGGAAUGUCAUUGUACGGGACACUUUGUGGGAGAUGGAAAAACAAAAUGUGAUCGUAAGUCAGUCAUGCCUUCCAAUUUUCACCUGUUAAUUCAAAAGAGAUGUAAAUAUUAUAUGCACAUGUUACCGUAUGAAAAUGAUGUCGCAUUUACGCCACUUUUGUUCUUAAGAGAACGGUCGCGCAUUGCUAUUAGGCUGAUUUAGCAAGAGAACAGGGACGUCAUUUGACGACGGAAAAGCGGGCGGAAAGGACUUCAAGUAAACUCGACUUCCAGUGCCCAAUUUGCCGCUCAGCCAUUGGUCAAGCCAGUUGUUUGAUUUGCGCGCGCAGUCGUCAACUAACGUUCCCGUUAUGUUGCUAAAUCAGCCUAUUGAAGGAGCCACAACGGAUUCUCUACUUUUUCUAUUUCAUUUUUCCGAUUUUUGAGGUGAUGACAUAACAAUGAGAAAGAACAACACUAAAAGCAACCUCGUUUUCAGGUCCUCUCCUACUCCGUCCCCGGGGGCCGAGUAAGAGAGGACCUGGGAAUAAGGUUGUACUCAGGGUUUUCAUGGUAUGACAGGUCUAUCCUUGUUUUUAUUUUCUAACAGACUGGAAGAAGUGCCCACACCACAACAUGUAUGACAAAAGAGAGCCAUGUGGGAUACACAUAAAAGGAAAAAUGGCACAUUCAUUCUGUUUGGAAGGAAAGUUGAAUCUCCAUGGUCACUUACGAACAUCUCAUGUUUGCAAGUGUCAUGACGGGUAUAUUGGCAGAGCAAAUCACCCUGAAUGUGUGAGUUCGAAAGGUGAGAGAUUUUGCUUAAGGAGCUGCAAUCUCUGAUGAAGUGGAAAGCUAAUUUUUAAGGUGGCUCGAUGGGGUUUUCCAUCUGCCUGGCAACAAAUUUUUGAACUUGAAGAAAUACUGUAACUUCUAUUUACUGGUUUGCAUAUAACACUGAUAUUUUGAGGAAGUCAUGUCUACUUGUACUCUUUCUUGCCCGAAAACUAAAUAGCUCCGGUGCACGUACUAAUCAUUUCGAAGUUAUGAACAUGCAAACCCAAAUUAUGUGUAGUAGCUAUCAGACCUGUUAUUAUUUCUCAAUUUUCUUGAGACAGUGGAAUGAAAUAAAUACAGUAAUAAUCUUCUAUUCAGCUAGUCCGUUUUAGCUUCAAAUAGCUAAAAUUCUUUCCUUUUUUAGGAAUGUAUAUUUGUUGAGAUUAUGAUAAUGAAUGCAUUCAUUGUUGACUUUUUCUUUCCACAGCCGAUAAAACUGGCCGCGGGGCAUGCGUACUGGAACAUAACUGUCAUGAGUUAGCGAGGUGCAAACAUAACAAAUGUUACUGUCUUGAUGGCUACGAUGGAAACGGUGAUGUUUGUGUGGGUAAGAUAUAAUUAACACGUGUUGAAGAUUUUUCUUCUCUUAUUACUCAAUCAUCCACUCGAUUUAUUGGAAAUCAAUAGCGGCGGUGAUAGGUCAUUUGCACGAUGACGUCUUUUUACUACUACGACCAGGAUUCAUUUCGUUUUUUCCUUCAUAUGUAAAUUUGGUCAUCUCAGGGCGCUUUCCAUUUGCCAGAACUGACCGGCCAGACCAUUCCCGUCGUAAUGUGAAUUUCACUUUUAAUCAAAACUAUCCAACCAGAUCAGUCAAAUCCUAAAUAGUAUGCACGAAGGAGAUGGUUUUAUCAUCAUCAACAUCAUCAUCAUCAUUGUCAAAAUUAUUCUUACAGGAUUUCUAAUAUUACGUUUGUAUCAUACACUGAGACCGUUCUAUCACGUGAUUUUCGAUGGAAAAAUUACUUUGUACGUACUGUAAGCCCUUAAUUUGUCCAUCAAGAGAUUUUUCCAUGAGUUACUUUACUACUUUUUAGAUUUUAUCAUAUUACUUACCUAUCGUGCGUUUUUUUCCACUAGAACUGUUGUUUUGUUUGUUUUUCAGUCGGAAAACAUGGAGGCACUAAAUGCUUUAAGGAUUCUCACUGCCCAUCAUAUUCUUUCUGCGAAUAUGAAAAAUGCAAAUGUAGAACUGGUCUCGUCGGAAAUGGAGGAACGUGCAAGCCUGGUACGAAGAUUAAUACCAAUAAAUAAUCUGCGUAACAGUAAAACAAGAUAUGUGUCUUUCUGAAAAUAAGUCUUCAUUGGCCGAGAAAUCGUGACAUUCAGGAUUAAAUUGUUUGUGCUACUACUAAUACGUGUCUCGCAACCCCUCGCGAAACUCGGUGUUGCGCUCAAGUUACUCUUCUGCAAGCGCGCGAGUCGCGAAACUCAGUGUGCCAGCCAAGUUAAACCUUGUUGGACUGGGUUGGAAACAUAAUAUAGGUGACAAGUGGGGAAAUCAGAGCCAUCUUGAUGGGGCUAUUUUUUUCUCUCUUGUUUUUUUCUUUUUCUUUUUUAUUGUCCUAGUUUUUGAUAGACAAAAUGCGUAUUGGAAAGCAUAUUUAGGAAUAUUUCGGUCGCUGGGUGGGCAAAAAAAGGCAAAACACGGCAACAACUCGGGUUCAACGGCCAAUCAUGGACAGAGCUGAAAUCAGUUUUUGCUCCUUUGGCGGAAAAGGGGCCAAGUUAAUUGUGGAUUUGUCUCGGUGUAACAUGAAUUCAAACGUAGAUCUCCCCCCCCCAACAAAAAAUAAAUAAAUAAAUAAAAGAUUAUUGCGGUCCCUUUAUUAGUUUCAAUAUUAUACUUCACUGAUAAUUUAGAUUACUCUGCUGUUCAGAUUUCUCACUCUCAGUACAUUUGUUACUCAUGUAAUUUUUCAUGUAGAGAGGUGAAAGAAGAGCUCAGCCCAGUUUAAAUCUGUACAUGAAUGUCAUGCAGGAUUUUUAUUUCAGAACCGCUGGCUGACUGCGCUACUCAUAGUUUUUGUAGUGUGAACGCCAGCUGUAUAAACGGAAAAUGUAUCUGCAAAGGUAAAACAGUUGGGACUGGAAAGGAAUGCCGAGGUUAGUCUUAGACAUUUUAUCUUAAAUCGUCACGCCAUUUUUCAUAAUUCAUUCUGGACAUUAUGAUUAACUUUUAUAAGAAGUCCCUUUGUGGGUUCUCCAAAAGCCUUGGAGAUGUCGUGCGUAGCGUGAUGGAGUGAUUGCUUUUGAGAAGCCUCCCCCGUAAGGCUUUCUGCAAAACACGUCUCUUUUAAAUAUGAAUAAAUCACAAAACCAGAACAUUUUCUCGACCUUUUUACCGCAAUAAAAUCCAUUUGUUAGUCUUUUUGUGCCUUUUUACAGCCUGAAAUGACAGAUUUCCCUCCCCUUUCAUGUACCUGAAGCCUGAAAAAGGUAGCAGUAACGGGCGGAGCCUCCCCGUGUGGGCCUUUAUGGGAGUACUUUCCCGGGCAAACCUAGGACUCAAAACGAUCAGAACGGCAUGGAAAUAUAUGUAUCCUUAAUAGAACCAAAUCUUUUUUACGAUUGCAGAGUAUCAGCCCUGCCCAAAGGGAACAAAUUACUGCGGAAAGAGCACGAUUUGCUUGGUUGAUCCUUUUUUUCCUACAAAGUGUGCAGGUUAGUGUACUAUUCUACUGCACUUACGGUGACUUAGUAUGUUCAUGAGAUCAGCUUGACACCUCAUUUGUCUGCCAGAAAUUUAAUUCAAAAAGUGCUUCGAUUCGUAUAACUAUUUCAGCCUUGGAUGAAUGCGAGAAGAAAGGGAUUUUUUGUCCACGGUUCUCCAGCUGUAUGAAGGAGGGCAUCGCAGCUCCCAGCUGUGUUUGUAUGAAAGGCUUCAGACGUGUAAAAAAGGAUAAAGAACAGAAAUGUGAAGGUAAUGUGAGACACUUGUUUAACCCUAGGAAUAGCAACGAAUGCCGCAAGAAUAAAUAAAUGUAAUCAGUAGUUUUAACUUUAACUAGAUAUAAUUGAAACUGAAUUGAAGCACACCACCGUAGGGGGUGGGGGGGAAGGGUAAACCCUAUAAUGGCCUAUACGGGGAGGCUCCGCCUGAAAGGGGUACCUUUUUCAUGAUUCAGGUACAUGAAAGCUGUGUAGGGGUUACACUAGUUGAAGUAUAUGAAAGGGUUGAGGAAUCGGUCAUUUCGGUCUUUAAAAGGGCCCAAAAGGGCUAGCAAAUACAUAUUAUGGCUGUCAAAGAGCCGAGAAAACUUUCUGGUUUUGUGAUUUAUUCAUAUUUAAAGGAAGGUGCAUUUACAGCAAUGAAAAGGGAUGUAACGUUAUAAACUAGGUCUGCGAGAGGGGUUCCAUUUGUCAGUAGAACGAAAGGGGUACGAAAAGGGUAAGGGGUUGAACCUCGGGGCGGAGCCUCCCCGCAUAAAACUUUCUAAAUCUCUAAUACCUCCCGGGACACAUCGGAGACCGUAUAUGGUAUCAUAUUAUAUAACCAGAACGCAACAAAAUAAGGCUUUGAGAAUCCUGCUAGAAGGAGGAGAAACUAACAUUAAUAGAAACUGAAGGAAAUGCUAUAAGGACUCAACUUGAAUCAAGGUAUGAGAGGCCCCUGAUCACGCGAAAAGAAAAAAAAUUUCCUUUUACAUUCAGUCUAACGCCUUUAAAAUGCAGGUAGUAUAGGUUCUUUGGAUGCCCUUUCUAGCUUAACGAUAUAUUUCAUUUUCACUAAUGAUUUUUGAUAGACAUCAAUGAAUGCAAAGAAAAGAAGCACAACUGUUCCAUUGACAGAGUGUGUCAGAACCGACUGGGUGGAUUUGAUUGUCUUUGUCAGAAGGGGUUACGCCUGGACUAUGAUGGCAAAUGUGUUCGUAAGUGUGUUCUAAAGAUGUUGUGAGAGAAGAACAAGUACUGACGGCGCUAUUGCGUCGUUCUUAUAACAGGGGUGUGUGAACUGUAACGUAAUGCAUGUGAUAUUGUUGUCAGUGUUAUGGGCUGUACAAUGAAAAAUGCAUGCAUGUAAACGGCACAUUUCGUCUGAAAUAAGAUAAUGCGCGUCUUAUCUCAGAAGGGCCCUUAACGUCUGUUCUUAGAUAAGACAUGUCUUGGCUAAGUCACGUCUUAUUUCAAACGAAAUUUGCUGUUUAUUUUUUUUUUCAUAAAAUAACUAAGAUAGUACGCGCGUUCUGAUUGGUUAAAAACCUAUGGUUUAUUGUGCCGGUAAAUUCAUAGAAAACGUAAAGUUAUUUUAUAAAAGCAAUAGACCACACUUUCUAUGGGUUUACCGGCGAUAACCCACUUGGGAUGUUGGGAGUUUUCUCAUGUUCUGCCAACAUUCCAAGUGAGUUAUCACGCCGGUCAACCCAUAGAAAGUGUGGUCUAUUGCUUAAAUCUUUCAACAUUUUAUUUACAAAUCCCAAAAGUAAGUUAAACUACAUGCAUAAUAGCACUAAAUUUAAGUAAUGGGUAAGGGUGUUCGUGGCCGCAAAGCACGUGGCUAGCAGGCCCGCUCCGUAAAAUCUCUGAUAACAGAUAAAUUUCUUAUAACAAUAUUGCAACCCUCAAUAAAGCCUUUGAUGACAGGAGUGGCUCAGGUCUGUCCUUGAACUUUGGAUUUACCGGGAAAAUACAGCCAGUUGUCGAAGCGGGGCGUCGAACCAGGACCACUGCGAGCACUUGACCACUCGGUCACGCUGAGUCCCAAUGGCACACAAUUAGGAUGAACAUGAAUAGUGGGAGGACAAUUGAAUUUUUCUAUUUGUUUCAGCAUUGGACAAAUGCGAUGAGAGAGGAAACACGUGCUCACCAAAUAGCAAGUGCAAAAAAAUUCGUAGUGGCUCUUAUGACUGUGUUUGUAUAGAAGGCUACAAAGACGUUCACUUUGGAGAGAACCUCAAAAAAUGUGAAGGUAAAAAGAAAAGUUGUUGCUUAAAAACAAUCAAUUGUUAGUUAGCGAAAAUGUCUUAUACAUCAUACCGGCAUUUUAGUAUUCUAUCCGUACACCUGCUCAGAGCCUACGCAUGAAGAGGGGAUGAUUUAUUUACCUGAGUAACAAUUUUUUUUGUAACAGAUUUUCCGCCACUACCGUGUCAACCAUGGUAAAGAUGACAAAUUAAAUUAACAAAAUAAUCAUUGCAAGGCAUGCCAAAUUCUGUGUCCAGUAGUUUACCAAAAAGGUAGUAUUUCGGUGUUUUGCGUUCAAACUUCUGCGCUCUGGCUUGCGCUCUGUUAGUUUGCUUUUAGGUCUUAAAGUGAACUUGUUUUCCUACCAUCACUCGUUUUUUUUUCCAUUAUGAAAACUAGAAGGAAUAUUUUCCUCUUUGUUUUCUCUUUAUUUUUCUUAGAUGUCAAUGAAUGCUUAACAGCCGAGGCUAAAUGUUCGGGUGACCGCUGCCGAAACACUCAAGGCUCAUACACAUGUGUUCCUUGUCUCCCAGGAUUCACUGAGAACGAUGAGGGCAUUUGUGUCGGUAGGCAUGCCCAAUCCCUAAUAAUAACAAUAAAGAGGAAAUUAACUCACUUUUAAAAGAAAGAAUUCUUUGGAAUUCCGGUAGGGAAACGCCCUUGUAUUGUUCAAAUGGAGGCAAUCAGUUUGUUUCUGUUUGACUUGAGUAAACUCAGUCAGCGGAUCGGUUAGUACUAUAUUUCAUCGAGCGUCGAUUCGUAAACCUGAUAUACUAGGUAUUUGACCAAUUUGAACAAUUCCACAAAGUGUUCAGAGCGGGACUCGAACCCGGGGCUUCCGGAUUGCGAGUCCGACGCGCUGACCACUCAGCCAUGCUGCCUCCUUAAAAUGUGCAUUUCUUAUUAAUAAGGUAAAGUAAUAAUAAUCUAUGUAAUUUUGGAUUUAAGUUAGGAUUAAAGGAGCUUGCAACUGCGAUGAAAAAACUGAAGAAUGCAAACGUGGAAAAUGUAGAUGUAAAACUGCUUUGGGAUACAAAAGAAACAACAAAGGCCGAUGUGUCAGACCACCGGGUAAGCAUAUGGUCCCCCAGUCGACCCUCCGAAAUUUUCGUUGUUCUCAGAUUAUAAUUCUGAUCAAAUAUUACCUA
Porites evermanni is the source of this 10443-nucleotide messenger RNA. The record is from the annotation of a GenBank genome assembly. NCBI's taxonomy places the organism in Eukaryota, Metazoa, Cnidaria, Anthozoa, Scleractinia, Poritidae.